Messenger RNA from Ceutorhynchus assimilis (cabbage seed weevil), 4186 nucleotides. The record is from the annotation of a GenBank genome assembly. NCBI's taxonomy places the organism in Eukaryota, Metazoa, Arthropoda, Insecta, Coleoptera, Curculionidae.
GAAGCCAGAAUAGACAGAGACAUGAGAAUAGAGUGCUGCUAAUAAACAUGAGAUAGAGACGACUGAAAAAUGGUUGAGAAUUUGAAAACGGUACAUGCCUUAAAAUCCCCCUCCCACAAAUUGUCAAAAAAGAAAAAUGUCAUCAAUGUCAAAUAGAAUUUGUCAUUGUGAAGUCGUCGUCCGAGGGGUACGUACGGUCCGUUGCCUUUAAAUAUAAAAUCCCGUUUUUUAAAUUUAACUUUUUAAAAAAAAGGCCAUUGAAUGUGCUAUUAAAUAAAAUUAUUCCAAGUAAAGUUUCCGCGUUCGCCUGUGAAAUGCACCAUGGCAGUGUUGGUACCGAAUAUAAACGGACACAUACAAAACCAUUUGACCAGAUCCUUGGAAAGGAUUUUGGAAGAGGCAAAUCAAAGUGGAGAACUCAAAUUGAGCAACAGGAAGUUAAAAGAUUUCCCAAAGGCUAAGGAUAAAUAUAAUUUAAGUGAUACGGUUAUUGCAGAUCUCUCAAAAAACCGUUUCAGCGAGUUGCCCGAAGAAAUAUCCGACUUCCAUUUUUUAGAACGGCUGCAGUGCUACCACAACGCGAUCCGAUUCAUUCCUGACUCCAUCAGUAGCUUACAAUGUCUGAGUUUCUUGGACCUCAGCCGGAACCAAUUAACUGCCUUACCGAGAGAAAUAUGUUUAUUACCGAUACAGAUCCUAUUAGUUUCAAACAACCGGCUCUCUUCUCUACCGGACGAUCUCUACAAAAUGUCCCAUCUGACCGAACUGGACGCUUCAUGCAACCAAAUCACCCAUUUCCCGCCACGAAUGGGCGAAUUGAAGUCGAUGCAAUCGUUGGUGUUGCGUAGUAACCUUUUGCUGGCUGUGCCCAUCGAAGUGACGUACUUAAGACUGAUAAGGCUCGAUCUGAGGGCCAACCGUAUCAGCAUAUUGCCGAUAGAGAUGAGGGAAAUGGAAAAUUUAAUUGAUUUGUUUGUGGAUGAGAAUCCUUUGACCAGUCCACCGGCAAGUUUGUGUAAAAGAGGUAGAGUGCACAUAUUCAAAUACCUAGAGACUGAAGCGAUGAAAAUUGUAAGCAAAACCGGAGGCAACACAGGAACGUUGGGCAGGCGAUCGAGAAAGGGCGGUGCUGGUUCACCGGGUCCUCCUCAUUUGGCCAGCAGACUGAAGCACAAACGACAAAACGUCGAUAGCGGUUAUAGUACGAGUAGCGACGGUUACGAGAAACGGUGGUCUCAAGAAAUAGGGGGAGAAGAAAAACCGUGGCCUUCAACGCCUAUUUUAGGAAGAACUAUCGACCAAUUAGGAGCCAGAUCGACGAAUUCGACUCCGUCGACAAUUUCUCCAGCUCCACCCGACUGCAUUGAAGAAGACUUUACAAAAACUAAUUAUAAUAAUGGUGAUUAUGAUAAGUUGGAGCGAAAUAUCAAGGAUUAUACAAAUGUUCGUCUAAGUCCUUGCACUGAUACAAUUGCUAACGGAAACAACGCCGAUGAUAAACCUAAAAUUCAAACGUACAGGGAGUACAAAGAAGCCUUAAAACAACAACGCGCGCACGAUGUGCCUUCGAUAUACCGUACAAAAGACAACGAGGAGCAAAGCUACAAUAAAACCGAACCAAACACUCCCACACAUCAACCCUCUAUUAUAUCGCAAAGUAUGGCGACAUCAAAAUCAGAUCCGACUCCUUUGAAUUCGGCUUUUAGUAGCCCCAAGCACAUUUUCGAUGAUACAAUGAAUAUGAAGAAACCAGUGCAAAAAGUGCCACCAUCUAGGAAUACGAAUUUUUCGCCCAGUACUUAUACUAACGGGAAUGGCUUGGAGAGUAAGUCCAGGUUGAUACAAGACUAUGUCAAGCCUAAUUCGCCUGUUAGAGGACCUACGGGGAUUAUGACGCAUGAUAAUGUGCCAAUAAAUGUGCCGACUGUGAUUUUAAAUGGUAAGAACAAUGUGAGUCCUAGAAAGCCGACUGCAGCUUUCUUAAACGGUAGCAGUCUUUCACCAAAAACAACUAACGGAGUCAAAACAAUGACUAGGAAUAUAAGUUGGAACAAAGAAAGCGAUAAAAUGUCCUUCACUAUGAGGAGGGAAAUUGACAAGGCUAGGGAAGAAACGGAUUUAAUUAAUCAGUUACGAAAUAUUAUAGAAGCUAGAUUAAAAAUGGCAUUACCUGAAGACUUGGCGUCAUCUUUAACCGAUGGCGUAGUGCUUUGUCAUUUGGCAAAUCAUAUCAAGCCAAGAUCGGUGGCUAGUAUUCAUGUUCCAUCUCCGGCAGUUCCUAAACUUACUAUGGCCAGAUGUAGACGGAAUGUAGACAACUUUAUAGAGGCUUGUCGAAAGAUUGGAGUUGAUGAGAAUCUUGUUUGCUGUGCCUCCGACGUCUUAGAAGGAAAAGGACUAGUGCAAGUAGCAGUCACCGUUACAGAACUUUUGAGGUUCCACUCGCCCAGAUCACCUUUACACGCAACCUCAAUUUCGACUGUAGUUUAAGAUUUCUUUUUUUCAUCCUUUUUGCCAAGUAGUUAACAAUUUUAAUUUAUAAUAAUUGUCAAGACAAAAAAUAGAAAUAGAUAUUUUUAGUUACAAUGAGCUCAUUUGCUUCAUUGAUUUUUAUAGUCAUGAUUCGAUUUUUAUAGUGGUUUAAGGUGUUUUUUCUUGCUUAAAUUGGUUAUACCAGGUUGAACCUAAUUCAAAACAUUACAUUUUCGCGUUGAACUAUUGACGUCAUAACAAAACUGAAAAUAUUUUUAAACGAGAUUUCGCCUCGGUUCAAAAACAAACGCAUGCGCAAUAGUUUAGGAAAGUUGACAGUUUGCUGUUUAUGUUUAUAUUUGUGUUGUGUUUUUUGUAGCAGGUUAUAGAAUCAUGAACAGAACACAAAAAAUAGAAAAUAGGCUAUCGUUAAUUACUAGGAAAAAAAAACAGACAAAAAUCCUAGUUUAUGUAUGGUUAAAUUCUUCUGAUUUGAAAACCUCAUUUUUUCUCGAAUGUAAGUAAUGACGUAAUUUUUAAACAGGUUCAAAACAGAUUUCAAAAACAUUUCGAACUGCUGGGGUCGAGAAAAAACACUUUUAAACAACAACAAACAAUUUUGCAGGUUGUGAUUGUAAUAAAAAUUUUGUGAUUUGUGAGUCGCGUCAAACUAGUGAUUUCAGCUUGGUAAAAGGUUUAUGGCGAAAUAUUGAAAACCCAAUAAUCAAAAUAAUCAAACAAUUAUUGCUUGAAAGUUAAAAUUUUCCGCAAUAUGAUUUUAUUUUUUAUGAACAUGAAACAUAUCCUGAAAAAAAUAUUAUUGUACAAAUAACUUUUAAUUUAUUUAAAUUUAUGGAGCCAUUUUUAUUUAAUAAUUGUAGGCGAAUCGGACUUAAUUUAAUUGUAUCUCACUGGACAAUAAUGUAAUCCAAUGAAUUUUAAUUUAUUGCUUAGGAUGUAAAUGCACAAAUCGCUCAAUUUUUUUCCAGGCGCGGUUGCUCUAUCAAAGAAACCGUGCCUUAGUUUAAUUUCAAGAGUAGGUAGUUUUUUUUUUUUUUAAAUUUUACUAAAAAUAAAAGUGCCAAAGAUUACAAUUAACAGUAGACUAGAAAUUUGCUUAGUUUAUUUUUUUUGGAAAUCAAUUACAUAAUAAAAUGCUUCGUAAAGGCAGUCUGCUCUUCAGUAAGUUAAGUUUUAUUGUGGUCAUUUAAUUUAACAUAAUUGUAGUUAAUAAUUAAAAUUGACCAUGCAAAAGUCAUAUUAUGGGACAAACUUAAUAUGCAAAGUUUCAAAAAUGAAUACUUAAACAAUAAUUAUUGUCGAUUGUAUUUUAAAAGUUGUGAUAUCAACAUUUUGUGUUUGUGAUAACAUGUAAAAGUUUCUGUCGUACAUUUUUGUUGAGCUUCUUUAAGGCUAUUCUAGACAAAUCCAUAUUGAAUUUGUGAAUAGGGACAUUUAAUUUUUCUUUGCACUAUUUUAAAGGAGUCAGCUUUUUGUUAUGAGUAAUUCAUUGACUUUUUGAGAUUUUUACUGGAACAAAAUAAUCUAGGAAAAAAAAUCAAAUUAUUAUGAUACCUACAUUUUGUAAAUCUAUUAUUUUUUUUUUUUUUUGGUGUUCAAUAACUAUGUUUCAAUUUACAGUUUAUUAACGAAAAAUAUGUCUAGUCAAUUUCUGAAUAAUAAAGGUUUUUUACUUAUCUGUGUGUUUUUUUUU